CUUUCACACCAGCGUGUGAACGCAUCAGCAGCCAGUCAGUCCCAGUGAGGCUCAGGAAAACUUCAAACCACCUUCAGCCUGCUCCGAGGAAACACCGCGGGAACACAGAACACGCUCACCGGCUCACUUUCUGUCACAUUGAACCACAAUCCGGACAAAAGCCGUUUAAGAAAGUUGACUAAAAGAGCCGAAUAAAGAUGCCGGCCACAGAGAAGGACCUGGCUGAGGACGCUCCGUGGAAGAAGAUCCAGCAGAACACCUUCACCCGCUGGAUCAACGAGCACCUGAAAUGCGUCAACAAGCGGAUCGUGGACCUGCAGCUGGACCUGGGCGACGGCCUGAGGCUCAUCGCCCUGCUGGAGGUCCUCAGCCACAAGAAGAUGUACAGAAAGUACCACCCGAGGCCCAACUUCAGGCAGAUGAAACUGGAGAACGUGUCCGUGGCGCUGGAGUUCUUGGACAAGGAGAACAUUAAGCUCGUCUCCAUAGACUCGAAAGCCAUCGUGGAUGGGAACCUGAAGCUCAUCCUGGGUCUGGUUUGGACUCUGAUCCUGCACUACUCCAUCUCUAUGCCAGUCUGGGAGGGAGAGGAUGAAGAGGCGGAGUCAAAGACACCUAAGCAGCGUCUGCUGGGCUGGAUCCAACACAAAGUCCCUGAUCUGCCAAUCACCAACUUCAGCCAGGACUGGAGGGACGGGAAGGCGCUGGGAGCACUGGUGGACAGCUGUGCACCGGGCUUGUGUCCAGACUGGGAGACCUGGGAUCCGGUGAAACCAGUGGAAAAUGCCACUGAAGCCAUGCAGCUGGCUGACGACUGGCUGGGCAUCCCGCAGGUCAUUGCUCCAGAGGAGAUCAUUGAUCCCAGUGCGGACGAACAGUCAGUGAUGACCUACCUGUCUCAGUUCCCCAAAGCCAAACUGAAGCCAGGAGCUCCACUCAAACCCAAACUCAACCCCAAGAAGGCCCGCGCAUAUGGACCAGGUAUUGAACCAACGGGGAACAGGGUGAUGCGUCCUGCCGUGUUCACGGUGGACACGUUCAGCGCCGGUCAGGGUCAGGUCACCGUCUACCUGGACCACCCCGACGGCACCAGAGAGGAGCUGAAGGCGGAGCCAAAUGAGGGCAAGAAGACGUUCAGCGUCACCUACGUCCCUCAAGUCAUUGGACCUCACAAGGUGACAGUGUUGUUUGCGGGCCAGCAGAUUCCCAAAAGUCCAUUUGAGGUGAACGUGGACAAAGCGUUGGGCGACGCCACCAAGGUCACGGUCAAAGGCCCAGGAAUCGAACCCGUGGGCAACAUCGCCAACAAACCCACCUACUUUGACAUCUACACUGCAGGAGCUGGUACAGGAGAUGUGACAGCCAUGAUCAGAGACCCUCAGGGCCGCCAGAACAGCGUGGAGGUGAUGAUGGAAGAUAAAGGCGACAGCGUGUAUCGCUGCACUUACCGUCCCACCCAGGCGGGCCCUCACACUGUUACCGUCACCUUCGGAGGGGUGGGGAUCCCCAAGAGCCCCUUCGGCGUGGACGUGGGGCCUGCCUGCGUGCCGGGGGCGUGCAGGGCGACGGGUCGUGGUCUCCAGCCGUCGGGCAUGAGGGUGAAACAGGUCGGUGACUUCAAGGUGGACACCAGAAACGCUGGCAGCGGAGACCUGAAGGUGCUCCUCAAAGGACCCAAGGGCACCGAGGAGCCAGUGAAGCAGAUCUCCACUCAGGAUGGUGUGUACUCCUAUGAGUAUUAUCCCAGCAGUCAAGGCAAAUACACCGUCUCCAUCACCUGGGGGGGCACACACAUCCCAAAGAGCCCAUUCGAAGUGGAGGUAGGUCGGGAGGCGGGGCCUCAGCAGAUCAGGGCCUGGGGUCCCGGACUGGAGGGAGGCAUUGUGGGUAAACCUGCCAUCUUUGUAGUGGAGUCUGUCGGCACUGAUGUUGGAGUGCUGGGUUUUGCCAUUGAGGGACCCUCUCAAGCCAAAAUUGAGUGCGAGGACCAGAACGACGGGUCUUGUGAUGUCCGCUACUGGCCAACGGAGCCCGGAGAGUACGCUGUCCACGUGACCUGUGAUGAGGAGGACAUCGAACACAGCCCGUUCAUGGCCCACAUUGUCCCUGACAACAACGCCAGUGACGCGGAUAAGGUCCAGGCUUAUGGGCCGGGGCUUGAGAAGACCGGCUGCCUGGUCAGCCAACCUGCUGAGUUCACUGUCAGCGCUAAGGAUGCUGGAAAAGGACCUCUGAAGAUCACGGCUCAAGAUGCAGAGGGACUUCCUGUGGAGGUGAAGGUCAGGAGUAAAGGUGACGGACUGUACUCCUGCUCCUACACGCCCACCUCCCCUCUCAAACACACUGUGGCCGUCGCCUGGGGAGGAGUCAGCAUCCCCAACAGCCCCUUCAGGGUGGCUAUAGGUAAAGGCAGCCACCCCAAUAUGGUGAAGGUGUUUGGUCCUGGAGUGGAGAAAACUGGACUGAAGGCCAACGAGCCCACACACUUCACUGUGGACUGUUCAGGAGCUGGCGACGGUGAUGUCAGUGUGGGCAUUAAGUGCGAUGCCAAUAUGGUGAGUGACAAAGAGGCCGACGUGGACUUUGACAUCAUCCCCAACGCCAACGACACCUUCACUGUCAAAUACAUCCCUCCUGCUGCUGGAAGACUGACCGUCAAAGUCCUGUUUACUGACAAGGAAGUUCCACAAAGUCCCUUUCAGGUCAAAGUUGAUCCUUCCCACGAUGCAUCGAAGGUUAAAGCAGAGGGUCCUGGACUGGCACGAACUGGUAUUGAAAGUGGAAAGCCCACUCAUUUCACAGUGUUGACUAAGGGAGCCGGUAAAGCACCGCUGGAUGUCUCCUUCUCCUCCCCUGUCAAAGACUUUGACAUCAUUGAUAACUACGACUACUCCCAGACGGUCAAAUACACACCUGCACAACAGGGGGAGAUGACGAUUGUGGUGAAGUUUGGAGGGGAUCCCAUUGCCAAGAGCCCCUUCACAGUCGGGGUCGCUGCCCCGCUGGAUCUGAGCAAGGUCACCCUGGACAACCUGGACGGAAGAGUGGAGGUCGACCAGGAGCAGCAGUUUAUGGUGGACACUAAAGGCGCAGGAGGUCAAGGUCACCUGGAGGUGGAAGUGCUGAGUCCCAGCCAGCGGGCAGUACCCUGUAAAGUGGAGCCUCAGCCCGGUAAAGCAGGCAUCAGUCUGGUCCGUUACACCCCCACAGAGGAGGGGGUCCACGCUGUCAACGUGUCCUACGAUGGACACCCUGUUCCCGGGAGCCCCUUCCCCGUGGAGGCCCAACUGCCUCCAGACCCGAGCAAGGUGAAGGCAUUCGGUCCUGGUCUGAAAGGAGGUUUGGUGGGAAACCCAGCCGAGUUCACCAUCGACACCAAAGGUGCCGGCACCGGCGGUCUGGGGCUGACGGUGGAGGGGCCGACCGAGGCCAAGAUCGAGUGCUCGGACAAUGGGGACGGAACCUGCUCUGUCUCCUACCUGCCCACCGAGCCCGGAGAAUAUCUGGUUAACAUCCUGUUUGAGGCGGUCCACAUCCCAGGCUCGCCAUUCAAAGCUGACAUCCAGAUGCCCUUUGACCCCUCAAAGGUGGUGGCGUCAGGGUCAGGCCUGAAAAGAGCCAAGGUUGGAGAGACCAGUGUGGUGAAUGUGGACUGUUCUCUGGCUGGACCGGGACAACUCAGCCUGGAGGCCGCGCUGGACGACGACUCCUCCCCGACGAGUCCUACUGGUUGUGCAGCAGGUGUUAAAGCUAAGACAGAGGUGGUGGACAACAAAGACGGGACCUACACUGUGACCUACGUCCCCCUGACCUCCGGCAUGUACACCCUGCUGCUGAAGUACGGAGGCAAGGCCGUCCCCGGUUUCCCUGCCAAGGUGAUGGUGGAUCCUGCUGUAGACACCUCAAAGGUCAAAGUGUUUGGACCCGGAGUGGAGGGACAAGCUGUUUUCAGAGAAGCCACCACAGCGUUCACAGUGGACGCCCGUCCUCUGACCCGCCGAGGAGGAGACCACGUGAAGGCGGAGGUCAGGAACCCAUCCGGAGCGCUGACAGACUGUAUGGUCACCGACAACGCCGAUGGGACCUACGGCGUCGAGUACACCCCUUUCGAGAAUGGUGUUCACAACGUCCAGGUUCUGUAUGAUGACACACCGGUUCCUAAGAGCCCGUUUAGGGUUUCUGUAUCCGAAGGAUGUGACCCCAGCAGGGUGGUGGCUACUGGCCCCGGGCUCCAACAGGCCCUGACUGACAAGCCCAACAACUUCAACAUCAUCACCAGGGGGGCAGGUAUUGGUGGUCUCGGCAUCACUGUGGAGGGUCCGUCAGAGUCAAAGAUGUCUUGCAAAGACAACAAAGAUGGCAGCUGCAGCGUGGAGUACGUUCCCUUCUCCGCCGGCCUGUACGACGUCAACAUCACUUACGGAGGAGAACACAUCCCAGGAAGUCCAUUUAAGGUCCCAGUGAAGGACGUGGUGGACUCCAGUAAGGUCAAGGUGUCUGGUCCUGGUGUGGGGUCUGGAGUGAGGGCCAAUAUCCCACAGUCCUUCACUGUGGACUGUAGAAAGGCGGGCGUGGCCCCUCUGGCUGUGGCCGUCUCCGGUCCGAAAGGCGUCGCAGAGCCCGUGGAAGUGGCUGACAACGGGGACGGGACUCACUUGGUGUCCUACACUCCAUCUGUGGAGGGACCGUACUCUGUGGCAGUCAAGUACGCAGAGGAGGACGUCCCCCGCAGUCCCUUCAAGUUUCGGGUUCUGCCGACUCACGACGCCAGUAAAGUGCGAGCUAGCGGUCCCGGGCUGACCAGUGGCGUCCCCGCCAGCUUCCCUGUCGAGUUCAACAUCGAUGCCAAAGACGCCGGCCAGGGCCAACUGAGCGUGCUCAUCACUGACCAGGAUGGUAAACCCAAGCAGCCCAGUAUCCAUGACAAUGGCGACGGUACAUACCAGGUGUCUUAUAUCCCAGACCGCACAGGCCGCUACACCAUCGUCAUAAAGUAUGGCGGCGACGACAUUCCUGCCUCGCCUUAUAGAGUCCGUGCCACGGCAACCGGAGACGCCAGCAAGUGCACUGUCACGGGUCCGGGAGUGGGCCCCACAGUGGCCAUCGGCGAGGAGCUUGGCCUGGUGGUCAACGCUAAAGGUGCCGGGAAGGGGAAGGUGAGCUGCGUGGUGGUUCAGCCCGACGGCAGCGAGGUGGAGGCCGAGGUGCUGGAGAACGAGGACGGCACCUUCGACAUUUUCUACACCGCGCCGGCACCCGGGAACUACGUCAUCUACGUCCGCUUUGGAGGGGAAAACAUCCCACGCAGUCCCUUCAAAGUCAUGGCUACUGAUGAGGUACCCAUGAUGCAAGAGCAGAGGUCUCUACAGCAACAAGCAGCUCCGCCCGGAGCUGGCUUCCAGCCCUGGGUGACGUCAGACAGCUACGAGCCAAUAAGCAGCAGCGUUAACGGAAGCGGCUUCAGACCGUUCGACAUGGUGAUCCCCUUCUCCUUCAGGAAGGGAGAAAUCACCGGUGAGGUGCUGAUGCCUUCAGGUAAAUCAGCUCAGCCGCUGAUCACAGACAACCUGGACGGGACGGUCACAGUGCAGUACUCGCCCACUGAAGCUGGGCUGCAUGAGAUGCACAUCAAAUACAACGGCACACACAUCCCAGAGUCUCCCCUUCAGUUCUAUGUGAACCAUGCCAGUAGCCCGAGUGUUACAGCAUAUGGUCCUGGUCUGAGCUACGGCGUUGCCAACAAGAUGGCCACGUUCACUGUCUUCACUGAGGACGCCUCUGAGGGGGGUUUGGACCUGGCCAUCGAGGGUCCGUCCAAAGCCGAGAUCAGCUGUGUGGACAACAAGGACGGGACGUGCAGCGUCAGCUAUCUGCCGACUCUGCCUGGAGACUACAACAUCCUGGUCAAAUACAACAACGAUCACAUCCCCGGCAGCCCGUUCACCGCCAGGAUCACCGAGGACAACCAGCGACGCUCUCAGGUCAAACUGGGCUCUGCAGCUGAUUUCUCUCUGGACAUCAAUGAGACGGACCUGAGCGUGCUGACCGCCAGCAUCCAGGCGCCAUCCGGUCGUGAUGAGCCCUGCCUGCUGAAGAGGUUGGCCAACAACCACAUCGGCAUCUCCUUCAUCCCCCGGGAGGUUGGUGAACACCGGGUCAGCAUCCUGAAGAAUGGCCACCAUGUCACCAACAGUCCCAUCACCAUCAUGGUUGUCCAGUCUGAGAUCGGCAACGCCAGCCAGGUGAAAGCUCACGGCGACGGCCUCGUCCAGGGAACCACCUUCACCAACGCCAGCUUCGUGGUCGACACACGUGAAGCUGGUUAUGGCGGUCUGGCUCUGUCCAUCGAAGGUCCCAGUAAGGUGGACAUCCAGACGGAGGACGUGGAGGAUGGGACGUGCAGAGUCACCUACUGUCCUACUGAACCAGGAAACUACAUCGUCUCAGUCCGCUUCGCUGACGAACACGUUCCAGGAAGUCCGUUCACGGUGCGGGUGACUGGGGAGGGUCGUAUCCGGGAGAGCAUCAUGCGACGACAGAAGGCGGCGUCUGUUGCCAGUGUGGGGAGUGUGUGUGACCUCAGUCUGAAGAUACCAGCGAUCGACAUGAAGGACGUCACUGCCGAGGUCACUUCCCCCUCUGGAGCCACUCAGCCUGCCGAGCUGGUCGCCGCGGGUAACGACACCUACUGCGUACGCUUCGUGCCCACAGAGAUGGGCGUGCACAGCGUGAGUGUGAGGUACAGGGGUGCGCACGUGCCGGGCAGCCCGUUCCAGUUCACCGUGGGGCCCCUGGGAGAGGGCGGGGCAGCCAAGGUGAGGGCAGGAGGUCCGGGACUGGAGGGAGCACAGGCAGGAGAGCCAGCUGAGUUCAGUAUCUGGACGAGGGAGGCGGGUGCAGGCGGUCUGGCCAUCGCUGUGGAAGGACCUAGUAGGGCGGAGAUCUCCUUCGACGACCGCAAAGACGGAUCCUGUGGCGUCUCGUACAUCGCCCAGGAGCCCGGUGAUUAUGAGAUUUCGGUGAAGUUCAACGACCAGCACAUACCCGACAGCCCCUACCUUGUUCCCGUUGUUGCUCCGGCUAACGACGCUCGCCGCCUCUCUGUUACCGGCCUUCAGGAGUCUGGUCUGAAGGUGAAUCACCCAGCAUCCUUUGCAGUGCGUCUGAACGGUGCACAGGGCAAGAUGGCAGCCAAAGUCCACAGCCCCUCUGGAGCUCUGGAGGAGUGUGUCAUUACCGAGCUGGAAAGAGACAAGUACGCAGUGCGCUUCAUCCCGAGAGAGAAUGGCGUCCACUUCAUCGACGUCAAGUUCAAUGGCUCUCACAUCCCAGGAAGUCCUUUCCAGGUCAGAGUCGGGGAACCAGGACAGACUGGAGAGCCAGGACUGGUCACAGCAUAUGGAGCUGGACUGGAGAGAGGCACAACAGGUACCCAGUCCGAGUUCAUCAUUAACAACACUAAGGCAGGCCCCGGGGCCUUGGCUGUGACCAUCGAGGGUCCGUCUAAGGUGAAGAUGGACUGCCAGGAGGUUCCAGAGGGCUACAAGGUGCAGUACACACCCAUGGCACCUGGAAACUACCUGAUCAGCAUCAAAUAUGGAGGACCGAACCACAUCAAUGGCAGCCCCUUCAAGGCCAAGGUCACAGGUCCUCGGCUGGUGAAUGUGACCAACGCCAGCGAGACGUCAACCCUGACUGUGGAUCCGGCUGUCAGGGCGACCAGCAGCAGCUUCGCUCAGAGUGCCAUGCCCAAGAUGGCCGACUCCGACGCUAGCAAGGUGCUGAGCCGAGGACCCGGCCUGAGCAAGGCCUUCGUGGGCCAGAGGAGCAGCUUCUCUGUCGACUGCAGCAAGGCCGGUAAGAACAUGCUCCUGGUGGGCGUGUACGGUCCUCAGGUCCCCUGUGAGGAGGUUCUGGUCAAACACUUGGGCAACCUGCAGUACAACGUAAGCUACCUGCUGAAGGAGCGGGGCAACUACGUCCUGGUGGUCAAAUGGGGCGACGACCACAUUCCAGGUUCCCCCUUCCAUGUAACCGUCCCAUGAUGCACCAGCUGUCACUCCUCCACCUGUGCCAUUUUGCAUCCCUGUAUGAGAGAACAUGUUAGCUGCACUGCAAACAACCAAACUCUGUGUGCUAAUUUUGUUUUCAGUUCAAAUCAGAUGUUUCAAAUAAUUUUUACUUCUUGAAAUAUUCUUCAAUCUGCCAAACUGCCCUCCAUAAAAGAAAAAACCAAACAGAUUUUAAAAAGGUGGCAGGGGAGGGCAAAAUGAACACAUCAGUGAAUGGAGACUUGGUACUGUUAGUUGGACACUUGUUCUGCAGUGAAUCAGAGAGGCAAAAUGGUAAAAGUGAUUGAUGUCCGGCCCAAAGCUGGAGAUGUAAAUAAACUGGAUAAAAGAAACGGGGAAAGAGAGCUCACAUCUGUUGAUUUUCGUUGCCCUGAAAAUAUCAACUGACAAAUUUUGCACUUGACCACGUUUUUUUUUAUAUAUAUAUAUAUAUUUCACUGGUAAAUUAAAGAUUGCUGGUUUUAAACAGGAAGUCAGUCAGUGAGAAUGUGUGUUUCCAAAACAAUAAAACUUUUGACCAAGACGAUUGGAGCAAAACCUCUUAGAAAUUUAACUGGAAUCACACAGCACUUUGCCUCGGGUUAGAGGACCAAACCUGGGCAGAACUUUUCUGUACAAAAACGAUUAAAUGUGCUGUGAACAGAACAAAUGACUUCACAUCUCACUUAAGAGACUGAAACUGGAAUUUUCUGUUUUGGUUUAUUGUCAGCAUGAUGUUUUUUGAAAGGCUGGAUGGACUGGACUCGCUCCAACUGUACGCAACUACUGAUGUUUAAGUGUUUUAAGUCUUUUGCUCUUGAAGCUUAGCUCCCAGAAUCCCAUCAAUACAAAGUGUUGCCAAUAACGAAUCAAUGACUGUUAAAGCUGCCUUCGCACUACUGGCUCCUGCACUGUACAACAGACUACUUACUUGUGUGCUCGAGUUUUGGGUUCAUCGCUGCUUCCUGUUUGUCCCUUCAGCUGCGUUUUCACAUGAACUGAUCUGACUUUUAACUUUUGUGACCCAGUUCUGAUCUGCUUCACGUUAGAGGAGAAAAACAAUCAACUGUCACCCACUCGCAUAAGGUGAUUAAACAAAUCAGACCUGAGCUACAAAAUCUGAGGUCAGAUUUUUGGUUUGUGUGUAAAUCCUGCAGAAAUCUGAUGAAUCUGUCUUCAUGUCUUACUGGACAUUGUUGCCUAAUUGUUGCUACUUUUGAUACUUAAGGGAUGAGAGGAUUUUUGUAUGGGGGGGGCUUCUCGUUUUGUAUUAAUGGGUGUUUUCAUGUGAAAUUGAAUCCUGAAAUGAUGUACAUUUGGUAAUUAAAAUCAACUGGAAUUCA
Messenger RNA from Scatophagus argus, 9394 nucleotides. RefSeq names its product filamin-B (gene flnba). Lineage: Eukaryota; Metazoa; Chordata; Actinopteri; Scatophagidae. Gene Ontology annotation, biological process: actin cytoskeleton organization. The coding region runs from base 198 to 8045 and encodes 2615 amino acids. The transcript is spliced from 49 exons. The record is from RefSeq and is a predicted model, not a curated record. Gene Ontology annotation, molecular function: actin filament binding.